AGUUUAUCUCCAACCAGACCAUGAAGCGAGAAAGCCACAAGAGCAAUGCCAAGCCUCUGAACGUGAAAGACUUCCACUGCUACAGACUCAUCCACUUCUGGACUGAAGCAGCCGCUGCCAGCUACUACGGCCGCAAGAAGGCCAGUGAACACUUCGUGUAUUUGUGUAGCAGCAACGGUCUCAGAGUGGACAACAUGGAUGCAAACCAGUUCAGCCAGAGCCAACUCGAGUUAGUGCAGAAGUCUCGUGAAGACAAAAUGAAGAAGCUCACCAGGAAGAAGAAGAGAAAGAAGCCUCACGAAGAACACAAGCACGAAGUCAUUGUCGAAGCUGAAGUCGAAGAGGAAUGGGUGCCCAACAUCCAGCUGACAGAGCAGGACUGCAAAGACAUCGAGGAUGUGGUGAAGGACACAAUGAUUGGGUUGAAAGACAGAUUAUUUGCACAACUGAAAACUUUGAGAGUGUAA
Moneuplotes crassus is the source of this 467-nucleotide messenger RNA. The record is from the annotation of a GenBank genome assembly. Lineage: Eukaryota; Ciliophora; Spirotrichea; Euplotida; Euplotidae.